Messenger RNA from Stereum hirsutum FP-91666 SS1, 903 nucleotides. RefSeq lists its product as uncharacterized. The transcript has 8 exons. NCBI's taxonomy places the organism in Eukaryota, Fungi, Basidiomycota, Agaricomycetes, Russulales, Stereaceae. Bases 1 to 903 code for a protein of 300 amino acids. The record is from RefSeq and is a predicted model, not a curated record.
AUGUCCCCAGCUAUUCAUCGCUUCAUUUCAGCCGACUUUUCGACCAAUCUCCGCGGUUUGCGGCUCGUGCAUUUAUUGCGAGGCAUCACGACGGCUGGACAGAAGCAGAAAGGCGAUGUGUCCUUCAAAGAGAUGUUAGAAGUGUUAGCGAGCGCCACAGGAUGUAGAUCCACACUAGAUCUCCCAACCCGACCGCAGGUCGCCGAGCUUCUGAAAAGCGUCCAGGAUUCCAAGCGAGCCAUAGCCGCGAAGGUUGGUUCUGAUGCCAACAUAGAGGCACGCAAGUAUCGCCAUCUGACAGAGCAGCUUUUGCAAAUGGUGAAGGCGAGUGAACUCUCUAUUGCGAGUGUCUCACGCGGUUUGUUCAGUGCAUCUUUAGGCCAUCUGCUGGCGCAGGACGGAAAACUUAGUACCGACCACCGACUUUAUAGUAUGACGCAAGCAGUGCAGUUGUUUCACACCACUGAGAGGAUUACGAGAGAGGUUCGAGCGCAAUUCAAAAUUUGGGAAGCUGCGAAUAUGCUGGAACAUAAUGACCCUACUAUUUCCGAACUCACACAUAUCGUGAAGAGAGCAGAGGAGGAGACAUACGCCUACGAGGAUGAUAUGGCCGAGGAAGACAAUGUGGAGUGGUACAAAGGACAAUCCGUUGCCGCCGAACAGCUCAUCAAUAUGCUUCUGUUGGCUCUGUCCGACGAGGUUUUCAACCCGGAAACGUAUGGUGCUCGCUUCACUCUUUCGAAUUAUAUGUCCAUCUGUCUUGCAUCCAAGUUCCGAAAGCGUCUCGCUGCGACUUGCAAGUUUAGGUCGCAUGCCUACUCGAACAUCGCAACCCCCGCACAAUUGGAGGCCAAUGAAGUCCAUCAAAUUGACCAAUGGUGCAAGUUAAGGACGAAUGUGUAG